GGUCUCACUCCCAUUGGGCGUCCUUUCCAGAGGAGCCAAUCGGCACCGCAGGUCUGAAAUCCCCGCGCCGCGACGGUGACUGCCUCUACCGGGAGUAUGGGACCAUGGAGUGCGGGGCCCUCCUCCUGCUGCUCGCGGGGGCCCUAACACUGACCGAGACCCGGACAGGCUCGCACUCCCUGCGGUAUUUCACCACCGCAGUGUCCCGGCCCGGCCUGCCGGAGCCGCGCUUCAUGUCCGUGGGCUACGUGGACGACACGCAGUUCGUGCGCUUCGACAGCGACGCCGCGAGCCCGAGGGCCGAGCCGCGGGCGCCGUGGAUGCAGCAGGUGGAGCCGUGGUACUGGGACCGGCAGACCGAGCGCGCCAAGAACACCGCGCUUUCUUUCCGAGUAAACCUGCAGACCCUGCGCGGCUACUACAACCAGAGCGACACCGGGUCUCACACCCUCCAGUGGAUGUACGGCUGCGAGGUCGGGGCGGACGGGCGCCUCCUCCGCGGGUACGAGCAGUUCGCCUACGACGGCGCCGACUACAUCGCCCUGAACGAGGACCUGCGCUCCUGGACCGCGGCGGACACAGCAGCGCAGAUCUCCAAGCGCAAAUCGGAGGAAGCCAGCGAGGCGGAGCGCCACAGGUCCUACCUGGAGGGGGAGUGCGUGGAGUGGCUGCGCAGAUACCUGCAAGACGGGAAGGAGACGCUGCAGCGCGCAGACCCGCCCAAAGCCCACGUGACCCACCACCCCGCCUCUGACAAGGAGGCCACCCUGAGGUGCUGGGCCCUGGGCUUCUACCCCGCGGAGAUCUCACUGACCUGGCAGCGGGAUGGGGAGGACCAGACCCAGGACACGGAGCUCGUGGAGACCAGGCCUGGGGGCGACGGAACCUUCCAGAAGUGGGCGGCUGUGGUGGUGCCUUCUGGGGAGGAGCAGAGAUACACGUGCCGUGUGCAGCACGAGGGGCUGCCCGAGCCCCUCACCCUGAGAUGGGAGCCUCCUGCUCAGCCCACCGCGCUCAUAGUGGGAAUUGUUGCUGGAGUUCUUGGAGUUCUUCUGAUCCUGGGAGCUGUGGUCGCUGUUGUGAUGAGGAGGAAGCUCAGCUCAGAUGGGAAAGGAGGGAAAUACGCUCCGGCUGCAGCCACGUCCCCGUGGGCCUCACCAAGUCCUGAUUUGUUCACCCCAGGUGGCCACAGGGACCAGGGCUCUGAUGAUUCUCUCCUAUCUGUGAAACCGUGAGACCAUGGCCUGUGUGGGACUGAGCGAUGCAGAUUCGUGCAGGCUCCGUCUUUGUCCUCAGAGCCCGGCUCACCUUGAGCGCAUCAGCUCCAGGCCCGCCUGCCCGUGUGGGCGUCUCCGUCCUGUCUCAGAUCCUGUGCACUGCGCUGCAGCUCCUUCCUCAUUCAUCUGAACAACGAUUUAUUUUUCCAAUUCUUGUCAUGUGGUGUGUGUGUGAGUUAAUUAAAUGAGGAGAUUCCUAAAAUUUGAGAAAGGAAAUAAAUACAAGCAGUAGGGCCUGGUGCCGUGGCUAACUUGGCUAAUCCUCCGCCUGUGGCGCUGGCAUCCCAUGUGGGCACUGGGUUCUAGUCCCGGUUGCCCCUCUUCCAGGCCAGCUCUCUGCUGUGGCCAGGGAGUGCAGUGGAGGAUGGCCCAAGUGCUUGGGCCCUGCACCCCAUGGGAGACCAGGAGGAAGCACCUGGCUCCUGGCUUCGGAUCAGCGCAGCACCAGCUGUAGCGGCCACUUUGUGGGUGAACCAAUAGAAGGCAUGAAGUAACACCUUGACAGUAGGGACUCCAUUUUGGAGAACCUGAGACUCCAUUCUGGGAAGGUGCCCCCCUCCACACACUGUUAUAUAUUAAUGUUAGGCACUCACAAAACACACCGGACACCAGAGUAAGGGAAAGGGUUUAUUGGGGGAAACCCAGCAGGCUGGAGGGAAGGGGCGGCGAAGGGAAAGAGAGAGAAAGUAUAAGAGAGAGAGAGAAGAGAGAUGAGAGGAGGAGAGAAGCCAAGAGAGACCAAGAGAGCGCAGGAGAGAAGGACCAAGAGAGCAGAGCCAAGAGAGAAGAACUAAGAGCCAAGAGAGGAACAGGCCCUUUUAAAACUUUGCCUGAGGACGGGCAGGGAAGCAGGAGCAGGGAAUCCCAUUAGGAUGGGGGUGGAGCCUGGCUCAGGUAGCUGGGCCAUGCGGCCACCUGGCUAAAACUGUGCCAGUUUCCUAACACACACCAUGAGGCUGUGGUCUGAAACUAUGAUCUAAAACAGUUGAACAAUAGCAGUCUACUACAUCACACUUGGCAGAGCAUAAACCACCCUAGCAUGAUUGCUCAAGCUUGGAAGUGGAUAGGCUGCACCUGGGUUAAUGAUAAAAAUGUAAUUUGUCUAUGUCCUACAUAUGAUUAAAGCCAAUGCCUGGAUUAAUGUCAAGAUUAUAAUUGGAAUUGUUACGAUUGUAACUGGUAUUGUCAAGAUUAUAACUGAUACUAGUUUUGCAUAGGUUUUAGGUCAGCUUGACCCCAGUAACCAUAUGUUCCCCCUGAUCCUAGCAACCAUGUAUUCCCCUCCUGAUUUUGCGGUUUUUGCCUUUAUAAACCCUGUUGCUUUGGGCUUCAGAGUCGAGAGUUCUUUAGGGCACUAGCCCACUCUCCACUGCCGGCAAUAAAGGACCAUCAAAUUUUA
Molecule: messenger RNA, 2676 nt
Organism: Oryctolagus cuniculus (rabbit)
Lineage: Eukaryota; Metazoa; Chordata; Mammalia; Lagomorpha; Leporidae
Source: RefSeq, a predicted model, not a curated record